Medioppia subpectinata is the source of this 880-nucleotide messenger RNA. Lineage: Eukaryota; Metazoa; Arthropoda; Arachnida; Sarcoptiformes; Oppiidae. The record is from the annotation of a GenBank genome assembly.
CGGACAAUGAGUUUAACAUUGAAUGGAAAUAAAUAUCAAUAUUUGAAUGAAUUGUUUGCAAUGUUUUGAACCGUUGUCUCAAUUUGUGGUCACUUUUCAGAUCGGAUUCAAUUGAAUGGAAAGCAUGUCUUCACCGAUGGCUGUGUCGCCGAAGAAGAGGACAUUGAUUCGCGUGAAGAGGAGGGCCGACGAGGAGAAGACACUGUCAGCCAAACGAUGCAAAUUUGUGGUGACUUCGCGUUCGGCCGCCGAUCACGACAUUUACCACCUCUUGAAGACAUCGCAAACGGUUCCGCCGAGUCUGGUGUCCGACACCGACAAAGACAACAACGCCGUCAAGAUAUACGACUUCGAAGACGUGUUCCCACACGACAAACACAAAGACAUCAUCGCAUGUAAUGGUCAGCCGUUGGAACCGCUGGACAACCAAUUGGAGGACGCGUUAGAAUAUUUGUAUGAUAUCUAUGUCUACGAAGAGGACUCUCUCGACGACGAGAAUCCAAACCAUUGGCGCGAAUACGAAGAGUCAGACGAAGACGAAAACGACGAGAAGUACGCCUAUAAUGACUAUCCGGACGACUCGGAAGUGUCGGACGAUGUGAUCGAUUACUACAGCUAUAGAGAUAACCGACGCGACAGUCAGACGGCUCUGAAGCGCGGUUUAGAGCGGAGUUAUAUGUCGUCCGACUAUGACUUAAGCGACGAAGACGUGGAGAGCGAGGCUAUCGAUGGUAUCGACAACUUAUACCUCAAGUCAAUCAAGUCUUGUGAUUAUGAAGACGAAGAGAAUGAAGAGCGCGAGGAGGAGGAGGAAAGAGAGCAGAUCUCUUGAAUAUGUCAUAUGUCUUGAAUUAUUAGCAAUUAUUUUAUUACAUUGGAG